Molecule: messenger RNA, 6270 nt
Organism: Lampris incognitus (smalleye Pacific opah)
Lineage: Eukaryota; Metazoa; Chordata; Actinopteri; Lampriformes; Lampridae
Exons: 25
Coding region: 453-4415 (1320 amino acids)
Source: RefSeq, a predicted model, not a curated record
UGUUUAUUCAUUUUUCAUAUUAUAAAUUAUAGUAUUCCCACAUUAAGAAUUAAAAAUACACCACAGAAAUUUCUUGGGGCUGCUAGCUUAGGGGGGUGCUAUGGGUAUCUGGGGCACCCCUACAGCACCCCUAAACCCCUCCUUGGCGCCGCCUGUGAAUCCUGUGUCGUCAUGGGCUUGUGACGCUUGAACGUGUGGAGUGGAGUGCUGCAUUUGCACCAGAUUUGGAGUAUACUGUUGUUGCGACGGUAUCCUUAAUAAAUUUGGGAGUGUCGAUUUCGGGGUGGGUGGAUGUUAGGAUGGAUACGUAUUGCCCUUUCUGAUGUACCGGAGAGAGUUUUGCCCCGGCAAGUCAGACGCCGCAGCGGCUCUUCGGCGGUGUUUACAGUGUUGUGUGAAGUCGUCAUCGGUCACUCGGCGAAAUAACAGAAAUCCAUUCACGCUCUGGAAAGAUGGAUAGUACUAUCAUCGCCACGGAUCCCUUUCGGAGGUUUCAGGAUGACGGUUAUAAGAACUGGAUCAAAACCACCUUGGCUCUAGCCCACCUGAAGACACGCCUGGGAAGCUUCCUGGAAAACGAAACCGAAACUUUCCACCGGGCUCUGCGCGAUAAAAUCCAACUGAAGGGACAAGAGUGUUCCAAUAACUGCAACUUUGGAAAGUGGGCACCCAGGCGUAAUCAGAUUCCCCCUCUUCAGUGUAAAGUGUGUGCUCCUUGGAGAGAUGAGAUCUGGGCUAACCACACCUCUAAAGGUGCGCUGGUGUAUUGGAAUAACUGUACACCUAAGCUGUGGCCCAAAGAGAAAUGGGAAGUGGCUAAGGUGUACAUGCCCAAAGGCAAGAAGACACAACGGUUAGGAAAGGACUUUGAUAUCUCCGCCUUCCUCAAUCUUAUGUCAUUUUGCAAACAUUUUGAGCAAUACGUGCAGAUGAAUCUUCUUACAAAGGUGACCUUUGUCAGGAACCAGGUCAUGCAUUCUGCAGACUUCAGCGUGAGUCUGGAGCAGUUAGAGGAGUUCCUGCAACAGAUUAAAAAUCUGGGUAGAGCACUCGAAAGACACUCCCCAGAGUUCAAUAACCUGUCCAUGAGGAUCGAGGAGCUCCAGAAUCUAGACUUCAGCCUGAUUUUAAGUGAUGAAGUUGGACUUGUAUUACACUCUGCUUCGACCCACCCCAUCAAACCUCGCGAUGCCAACCACUUACUCGACAUGGAGUUGCAGAUAAUGAAGGAAAAGAUGGAGUUCCUGUUUGAACUCCAUGAAGCGAGCAGUGAAAACAGGCUUACCUUGGAGGAGCUGCAAUGUGUGAGGGUGUUCCUAGAAAGGAACAAGGACCUGCGUGAGAGGCUCCUGCCCCAAUGGGAGAGGCUGAUGGAGGUGCAGGAGCAGCAGGGACAGCAGAUCAACUCACUGACGGGCAGAGUGGAAGAACUAGAAAAACAGACCCCCAACCUGGAUUCGGACUACAUGAGCACCAAAAUGCAUAAAAAUCAUCUUUUGGAGGAAGCCAGGAAAUGGGGAUGGCCUGAACCUUCCUUCUCAGAGAUCCGUGAGCCUACAGGGUUCCGGGGCAAGGUGAGAGUUAAUAAUCAGAUAUUCACAGGGCAUCAGAUUUGUAGAUCUAAAAUACUAGCUCACCAAGACGUUGCAAAAGAAGCCCUUCAGCAGCUGUCUGCAGAGAUAACCAGUGAUCAAGGGGAUGGAGAGGACAAUAUUGCCCAGUCACAAAGUGCUACAGAAGCAGGCCCCUGUUUCUUUUACAGUGUCACUGUGGCCCUUCACACCGAGGUGUCCUCUGACCGUGGAUGUGACAAGGUGGAGGCUGUGGAGUCUGUCUAUAAGAAAAUAGCCUCUGUAUUUGGACUGGACGGCUCAGCGUCAGGUUCUUCCUAUAAGGAGCAGGUUCUGCAGUACUGUCAGAGACAUGGCGUCCCACCUCCAGAGAAAAUCAAUAGACGUGGUGUCUUCAGCCUUCAUCUCAACGGAGAAAUCACCUUUUAUGAUUUGGAGGGCUCUAAAAGGAAGAAGCAGGCGCAGCAACAGGCAGCCAAAGCAGCCCUGCAGGGGCUGAGCGGGGUCCUGGAGGAAAAGAGAGUUUUGGGUGAAAAUUAUGUCGGAGCCCUAAAGGAACUUGUGGACACCUGGAAGCUGGGGAGAGAGUGUUAUGACUGCAGCGACACACCGGAGAGUUCAGGGGAAAGAUCAAGAUGGGUGGCGAAUCAGGAGAGAGAUGAAGAAACAGAAGCCAGGAAGAGGAUCAAACAUCAGAGCGGGGAAGAAAGAAAAGAUGGCCCCUGUUUCUUUUACAGUGUCACUGUGGCCCUUGACACCAAGGUGUCUUCUGACCACGGAUGCGACACGAUGAAGGCUGCAGAGUCUGUCUAUAAGAAAAUAGCCUCUGUAUUUGGACUGGACGGCUCAGCGUCAGGUUCUUCCUAUAAGGAGCAGGUUCUGCAGUACUGUCAGAGACAUGGUGUCCCACCUCCAGAGGAAAUCAGUACAUCUGAUCCCUUUAGCCUUCAUCUCAAUGGAGAAAUCACCUUUUAUGAUUUGGAGGGCUCUAAGAAGAAGAAACAGGCGCAGCAACAGGCAGCCAAAGCAGCCCUGCAGGGGCUGAGUGGGGUCCUGGAGGAAAAGAAAGUUUUGGGUGAAAAUUAUGUCGGAGCCCUAAAGGAACUUGUGGACACCUGGAAGCUGGGGAGAGAGCAUUAUGACUGCAGCGACACACUGGCGACUUCAGGGGAAAGAGCAAGAUGGGUGGCGAACCAGGAGAGAGGCGAAGAAACACAAGUCAGGCAGAGGAUCAAACAUCAGAGCGGGGAAGAAAGAAAAGAUGGCCCCUGUUUCUUUUACAGUGUCACUGUGGCCCUUGACACCAAGGUGUCUUCUGACCGCGGAUGUGACACGAUGAAGGCUGCAGAGUCUGUCUAUAAGAAAAUAGCCUCUGUAUUUGGACUGGACGGCUCAGCGUCAGGUUCUCCCUAUAAGGAGCAGGUUCUGCAGUACUGUCAGAGACAUGGUGUCCCACCUCGAGAGGAAAUCAGUACAUCUGAUCCCUUUAGCCUUCAUCUCAAUGGAGAAAUCACCUUUUAUGAUUUGGAGGGCUCUAAGAAGAAGAAACAGGCGCAGCAACAGGCAGCCAAAGCAGCCCUGCAGGGGCUGAGUGGGGUCCUGGAGGAAAAGAAAGUUUUGGGUGAAAAUUAUGUCGGAGCCCUAAAGGAACUUGUGGACACCUGGAAGCUGGGGAGAGAGCAUUAUGACUGCAGCGACACACUGGCGACUUCAGCGGAAAAAGUAAGAUGGGUGGCGAACCAGGAGAGAGGCGAAGAAACACAAGUCGGGCAGAGGAUCAAACAUCAGAGCGGGGAAGAAAGAAAAGAUGGCCCCUGUUUCUUUUACAGUGUCACUGUGGCCCUUGACACCAAGGUGUCUUCUGACCGCGGAUGUGACACGAUGAAGGCUGCAGAGUCUGUCUAUAAGAAAAUAGCCUCUGUAUUUGGACUGGACGGCUCAGCGUCAGGUUCUUCCUAUAAGGAGCAGGUUCUGCAGUACUGUCAGAGACAUGGUGUCCCACCUCCAGAGGAAAUCAAUACAUGUGGUCUCUUCAGCCUUCAUCUCAAGGGAGAAAUCACCUUUUAUGAUUUGGAGGGCUCUAAGAAGAAGAAGCAGGCGCAGCAACAGGCAGCCACAGCAGCCCUGCAGGGGCUGGGCGGGGUCCUGGAGGAAAAGAGAGUUUUGGGUGAAAAUUAUGUCGGAGCCCUGAAGGAACUUGUGGACGCCUGGAAGCUGGGGAGAGAGCGUUAUGACUGCAGCGACACACCGGAGAGUUCAGGGGAAAGAGCAAGAUGGGUGGCGAACCAGGACAGAGGCGAAGAAACACAAAUCAGGCAGAGGAUCAAACAUCAGAGCGGGGAAGAAAGAAAAGAUGAUGAUGGGCAGUUCCUAGGGUGUGUGACGGUGACUGUAAAGAAACAGCUCAAAACUCAUGAGGCCUCCAGCCAGAAGGAGGCGCUACAAGUUGCCUACUGUAGUUUACUAAAGGACUUGUCCCUUGGUCCUACAGCUACAACAGCUGAAGAGAAGCAGUUAGUUCUUGAGUUUUUCACACGGACAACAUGUCAAGCCCCUGAGGAAGAAGAGAGAAUUACAACUAAUGGCGAACACCAAUGCACUCUAAAAAUUGAUGGAAAAUUCACCUUCUACAGUCCAGUGGGGGCACUGAGGAAGCAGACAGCAGAACAGCUGGCAGCCAAGGAGGCCCUGAAGCAUCUGGAAGGGCUCCUGGGAGGAAUGAGCACCAAGCUUCCAGAGGAAAACUACAAAGGACGGCUUCAGGAGCUGGUAGCCCUACACAAGUUUGGUGAUCUGCCACAGUACACGACCACAGACAGAUCUGCCCCCGCGGCGGGACACUAAUGGAAGGGGAAGAAGUGUAAGGAGGAUGGUGGAGGAAGUUCAGAGGAAGACCCAAAACCUCUGUCACUGACCUAUGAGAUGUUUGCUCAGUGGCAUUUGUACUCCCCACGGUCUGAUGUAGUUUUAUUGUUAUAGCAGUAGUAGUAGUAGUAGUAGUAGUAGUAGUAGUAGUGGUAGUAGUAGUAGUUGUUGUAUUUUGAUUUCAUCAAAAUUCAUCCAUUGAUCAUUCAUUUAAACUAGCAACAUUUUUACCUGUGGUGAUUGUUAUUCAAGAAUAUGUCAUAAAACAGUGAUACAAAUGCACGUGUUGAAUUAAAAAAUUAUGUGUAUGUUUAAGAAAGGAUGGUAUGAAAUUGAAAUCUCAAACAUACUUUACGCCAAAAAUAUUUUGUGUGACGGCUCCGCGGUGGUGUAGCGGUCUAAGCAUCGGCUUUGUGUCGAUGCAGUUGCCCACUGGGGAUCGGGGUUCGCGCCCCGGUCUCGUCAGAUCCAACUAUGGCUGGACUUGAUGAAGCAGCAGUCAUUGGCAGCGCUGUAAUGCGUCUCUGUGUGUGUUGGAAAAAGCAGUGGUUCGGCCUGGAAUAAAAGAAGUCAAAUUCAGGACUGUGGCCUUGUUUACAAGGAGGAUAAGAUUUGGAGGCUUUGGGCGGUUGAAAUGAUAUUUGCAAAAACAAAAUAUUUGGUAACACUUUAGUAUGGGGAAUGUAGUCACCAUUAAUUAGGUGCUUAUUAGCAUGCAAAUUAGCAACAUAUUGGCUCUUAAUUGGUCAUUAUUACGUACUCAUUAAUGCCUUAUUCUGCAUGGCCUUAUUAUACAACCAGUAAGCCAUUAACUAUGAGUUUUCCCUCUAUAACCUCAGAAUUAUUGCUUAUUAGUAGUACCAUCUCAAUAUGUUUUGCUUAGUAUGGACUUUAUAAGGUGGUAGUACCACAAGAAGAGUUAUUCUCCCUUACUAACACUUAAUGAAUAUGGUCUGUUCUUACAUAACAAAACACAAAACUACAAGUGUUAAUAGUGUUAAAUUACUGUAAAUUAAGUUUUUGUUACUUAGAAUAUGUUCCCCAUACUAAAGUGACAUCUUGAUCAUUACUAAUUCACUAGUAAUUAAGUUUUUUUUAUGUUCCCCAUACUAAAGUGUUACCAAAUAUUUAAAUUAUAUAUAUAUACACACAUUGCACUGAUUUGGGGCGGCAUGGUGGUGCAGUGGUUAGUGCAGUCACCUCACAGCAAGAAGGUCUUGGGGUUCGAACCCUGGAGUUGUUCAACCUGGGGGGGGGGGUCAUCCCAGGUCGUCCUCUGUGUGGCGUUUGCAUGGUCUCCCCAUGUCUGCGUGGGUUUCCUCCGGGUGCUCCGGUUUCCUCCCACAGUCCAAAGACCUGUAGGUCAGGUAAAUCGGCUGUACUAAAUUGUCCCUAGGUGUGAAUGUGUGUGUGUGUGUGUGUGUGUGUGUGUGUGUGGGUGCUGUGAUGGCCUGGCAGCCUGUCCAGGGUGUCUCCCCACCUGCCGCCCCAUGACUGCUGGGAUAGGCUCCAGUAUCCCCAUGACCCUAAGUUGGAUAAGUGGUUUGGAUAAUGGGUGGAUGGAUGGAUUUGGAUCUGUGAGGGAUCUUUCUUUUGGAAGAUCUCAUAUCUCCUUGUGAUCUGUGCAGAGCCUGGGAAAUGUAAAGCUUUAUGUAUUGUGUAGUUGUUGUACACUAUAAACAGUAAGGCUGAAAAAGUUUGUGUCUGCUACCAAGAGCUGUCUUUCUUCAUCAUUCACUCAAAACUAUCCAACAUUAUUAUCUAUGUGGUGUUUGUUAUUAUGUCAUGAAACACUGAUUAAACAUGUGUCAAAUCAAAGAAUAUGUGUUUGUUU